Racocetra persica is the source of this 134-nucleotide messenger RNA. The record is from the annotation of a GenBank genome assembly. NCBI's taxonomy places the organism in Eukaryota, Fungi, Glomeromycota, Glomeromycetes, Diversisporales, Gigasporaceae.
AUUCAUAUAGCGCUAGAACAGUUUCCAUGAAUUAUGUUAUGAUCAUGCAUAUAAAGCUUCAUUUCAUUCACACCAAUUUAGAGAAUAAUAUAAAGGAUGUUUAUGAUUUAUUGAGACAGUUUUUUGAAUUAUAA